AUGCAGCCCAAGACAUCGUUCCUCGUGCUCAGCGCCAUCAGCGCAGCCUCUGCUCAGAGCGCAGACCCAACGGGAUGUAAUGAGGUCCAAAUCUUCAUUGCUGUCGGCCACGGCGAGACAUUUCCCGGCGGGCAGCAAUCCAUCGCCGAGCAAGUCUGUGCCGGCCGCUCGAGCUGCGCCUAUUCCAACAUCGACUACCCGGCUACUGCGGGUGGCGACUAUUGUCAAAUAGCCACCGACGCCAUCAACACGGCUGUGUCGGACAUCACGGACUAUGUGGCCGGCUGCCCCGACGCAAAAAUCGUGCUUUCCGGCUGGUCACAGGGCGGCUGGAUUGUCACCGACAUCAUUUCUGGCGGCGGUGGCCCGGGAGGGGGUGUAGCUGCUGGCUGUACGCAAGCGGACACAGCACCGCUGGACCCGACGACGUCACCCGGCAGCAACGUCGUCGCCGUAGCCGUCUACGGUGACCCCCGCCACACCGGCGGUCAAACCUUCAACGAAGGCACAGCUGCCGCAACGGACGGCGUCUGGCCCCGCGAAGGCGACCAGCUCGCGGCCCAGCAGCUCUGGGCGGAUAAGCUGCGCAGCUACUGCGCAGCUGGCGACCCGGCUUGCGCAAACGGCCAAGACUGGAAUGCACACGGCAGCUACUUUGGCGAUUAUGCUAGUACGCCGGCUGCGUGGAUCAAUUCUGUGAUUGAUGGGUCCGCUUGA
Dichotomopilus funicola is the source of this 717-nucleotide messenger RNA. RefSeq names its product Alpha/Beta hydrolase protein. The transcript has 4 exons. The record is from RefSeq and is a predicted model, not a curated record. NCBI's taxonomy places the organism in Eukaryota, Fungi, Ascomycota, Sordariomycetes, Sordariales, Chaetomiaceae. Bases 1 to 717 code for a protein of 238 amino acids. Gene Ontology annotation, molecular function: hydrolase activity.